UCGAUGCGGCUAAUCAUCAGUUCAGCGAUUUCUACUGUCAUGACGCUGGGGAUCAGCGUUUGGCACCGCCGAUCAGACCACCACUUCAUUCAACGUCAACAAGCGCAGAAGCCGGCACGCAGCUUUCGCAUGGAGCGACACCGUGCGGAACCAGUAUAAAGGGUCAUCCUUUGGAAUACGCUACCACUGGGCACGGCGGCACCGAAAGAAUGCGGUUCGCUGACAAUCCUCUGCUUUUUGCUGUGCAGCUCUUCGGCCUCCUGCGCACUGUGUACUGCCUCUGCCUGGAGCAUACCGUUGUCGAUGCGGCUAAUCAUGAGUUCAGCGAUUUCUACUGUCAUGACGCUGGGGAUCAGCGUUUGGCACCGCCCAUCAGACCACCACUUCAUUCAACGUCAACAAGCGCAGAAGCCGGCACGCAGCUUUCGCAUGGAGCGACACCGUGCGGAACCAGUAUAAAGGGUCAUCCUUUGGAAUACGCUACCACUGGGCACGGCGGCACCGAAAGAAUGCGGUUCGCUGACAAUCCUCUGCUUUUUGCUGUGCAGCUCUUCGGCCUCCUGCGCACUGUGUACUGCCUCUGCCUGGAGCAUACCGUUGUCGAUGCGGCUAAUCAUCAGUUCAGCGAUUUCUACUGUCAUGACGCUGGGGAUCAGCGUUUGGCACCGCCCAUCAGACCACCACUUCAUUCAACGUCAACAAGCGCAGAAGCCGGCACGCAGCUUUCGCAUGGAGCGACACCGUGCGGAACCAGUAUAAAGGGACAUCCUUUGGAAUACGCUACCACUGGGCACGGCGGCACCGAAAGAAUGCGGUUCGCUGACAAUCCUCUGCUUUUUGCUGUGCAGCUCUUCGGCCUCCUGCGCACUGUGUACUGCCUCUGCCUGGAGCAUACCGUUGUCGAUGCGGCUAAUCAUGAGUUCAGCGAUUUCUACUGUCAUGACGCUGGGGAUCAGCGUUUGGCACCGCCCAUCAGACCACCACUUCAUUCAACGUCAACAAGCGCAGAAGCCGGCACGCAGCUUUCGCAUGGAGCGACACCGUGCGGAACCAGUAUAAAGGGUCAUCCUUUGGAAUACGCUACCACUGGGCACGGCGGCACCGAAAGAAUGCGGUUCGCUGACAAUCCUCUGCUUUUUGCUGUGCAGGUGAGGAAAUAUUACGGCAAGUGUUACCGUUCAAGCGAUCCUUUUCUGCUAGUGCUGCCGUGCCCAUGGCUGUGUUGCUUGCUUGAUAUUGCUGUUAUCUGCCUCCGGAAAUUACUGCUUUUAGGGGGGGACAUUGAAACUAACCCCGGUCCCGACACUGCACAAAUAUUAAAGCAGCUUAGGGAAAUCGCAGCUGAUAUUAAAGAUAUAAAAGAAAACCGCCUGGUAGAAAUUGAAAAAAAGGUAGACGCUUUGUCAAACCUUGAAGAAAAGGUCACUUCUUGUCAGGACCGGCUCUCGCAUAUGAACCAAGUUGUUCUGACGCAUGAAAGGAAAAUAGACGAUUUAGAGAACCACAGUAGAAGACCUAAUUUGGUCAUUUUUCGGCUACCACAACCAGAGGGUGAAAACAGUGGAUCCCUGGAAACAGCCGUAAAUAAAGGUAUCUUUCACGAUCUUCUAGAGCUGGAACCAGUAGCGAUUGAACGCAUUCACAGAUUAGGUCGUCCGUCUCCGAAUAAGAAUCGACCGGUCAUUCUGAGACUGCUCGAUACGAGAGAUAAAACAUUAAUUUUUAAACAAUGCCACAAGUUGAAGAACACUGCUAUAUCAAUAAGUGAGGACUAUUCGCAGAAAGUUUGUGAAGUUAGGCGGAAGCUUUGGGCGAGUGCGAAGGAAAACCGGGAGAGAGGGGACAAAGUUUCCUUAGCUUUUGACAAACUGUACAUCAAUAAUGUGGCGUAUGUUUGGAACGAGGAAAUAAAUGAUAGAGUUGCUGCUCAAAAAACGACGAAGGAAAUUCACGCCGCCCAAUGACCCGUCGUCACGCGCAAAAGCUAAGGUAGACACUGGUUUCGUCGAUUGCCAAGGCAAUGUUUUGAAGAUUCCGUGCUUAGAAAUCAACCGUCCAUUCUACAGAAAUUCAGUUUCAGCCAAAGAAAAACACCUGCGUAUCGUCAAUUUCAACGCUCGUAGCGUAGUAAAUAAGACAGAUAUACUUGAAAUUCAAUUGUUACGGCAUGAUCCACACAUUGCUAUCAUAGCAGAAACUUGGUUACGUAGUGAUAUAACAAAUGAACUAGUCUUUCCACCCCACUACAAAGUCUUUCGCAAAGAUAGAAUGCACAGAGGCGGGGGUGUAGCCGUUCUAGUGAAAGCUCAGAUAGACGCGACGCUUAUCGGUGAUACUCCCGACCUGGAGUGCUUAUGCGUCAAGUUAUCAUGCUGGGGCCAUUGCUUCGUGUUGUACGCAUGUUACAGGCCACCUGACGCUACACCAGAUUACUUGAUUAAACUUCAAGAGCACAUGUCUUCUUACCAAAAUAAGAAAAUUUUAUUGAUUGGUGAUCUGAACCUGCCUGGUGUCAAUUGGGAGCUCCUCCAAGCAAACAAUAAGAGUGAUGAAAACGCUAACAUUCUAUUCGACAUCAUGCUGACACAUGAUCUAAUACAAGUGGUUAAUGAACCCACGCGUGUGCAGGGGUCGUCCUGUUCUGUAUUAGAUAUUGCUGUUCGCAAAAUUCCCAAAACCAUAUCUAUUAAAGAUUAUUCGAGA
Rhipicephalus sanguineus (brown dog tick) is the source of this 2703-nucleotide messenger RNA. RefSeq lists its product as uncharacterized. Bases 210 to 1964 code for a protein of 584 amino acids. The transcript is spliced from 2 exons. The record is from RefSeq and is a predicted model, not a curated record. Lineage: Eukaryota; Metazoa; Arthropoda; Arachnida; Ixodida; Ixodidae.